AUGGAGGACAGCUCAGUUCUGAUGCAGGAUGAGUCCAGGAGUCUGGGAGGAGAGGUGGCCAUCGACAUGGACUCUAGAGCAAACCCUCUGCAGCUGCAGCUCAUCGAUGAACAGGACUCCUAUAUCCAGAGCCGAGCAGAUACCAUGCAGAACAUUGAGAGCACUAUUGUGGAGUUGGGUUCCAUCUUUCAGCAGUUGGCGCACAUGGUCAAAGAGCAAGAAGAGACGAUUCAGAGGAUCGACGCCAAUGUGGAGGACACCCAGCUGAAUGUGGAAAUGGCCCACACUGAGAUACUGAAGUACUUCCAGUCCGUCUCCUCAAAUCGCUGGCUCAUGAUCAAGAUAUUCCUCGUUCUCAUCAUCUUCUUCAUCAUCUUUGUGGUCUUCCUUGCCUGAGAAGGAACAAUCCUGAGUGUAAGGUGGGAUGAAAACGGAGCCAAAGGGUUUGAAGGAGGGAGGAACAGGCUAUGGACUUAUGGGCGAAUGUGCAAAAACACAAGUGGACUGUGCCGCAGGGGACACUGGCUCCCGGGGGGAGGGUGUGGGGGGGGUUCUGAUGCUCAGUGGUGGGAUGAUUUUAGUCAGAGUAAGUUGAUGUUAAUUCUGUCACUGUCGACUUUCACUCUCUUACACUAGAGGGAGAUGGAGGAUGGUGGUGAUGCUGAUGAAGGUGGAACUGAGAUUUACUGUGUAUUUAAAGAGGAGGUGUUCUGAUUCACUCUGUUCUGUUUAAACUUCUUCUACAUCU
Molecule: messenger RNA, 748 nt
Organism: Sinocyclocheilus grahami
Lineage: Eukaryota; Metazoa; Chordata; Actinopteri; Cypriniformes; Cyprinidae
Product: syntaxin-5-like
Exons: 4
Coding region: 1-396 (131 amino acids)
Biological process (GO): intracellular protein transport; endoplasmic reticulum to Golgi vesicle-mediated transport; vesicle fusion
Cellular component (GO): Golgi membrane; endomembrane system; SNARE complex
Molecular function (GO): SNAP receptor activity; SNARE binding
Source: RefSeq, a predicted model, not a curated record